Molecule: messenger RNA, 5072 nt
Organism: Girardinichthys multiradiatus
Lineage: Eukaryota; Metazoa; Chordata; Actinopteri; Cyprinodontiformes; Goodeidae
Gene: hipk1b
Product: homeodomain interacting protein kinase 1b
Exons: 18
Coding region: 344-3772 (1142 amino acids)
Biological process (GO): peptidyl-serine phosphorylation; peptidyl-threonine phosphorylation; smoothened signaling pathway
Cellular component (GO): cytoplasm; PML body; nucleus
Molecular function (GO): protein serine/threonine kinase activity; protein tyrosine kinase activity; ATP binding
Source: RefSeq, a predicted model, not a curated record
AUAUCUUAGAGCUCGCAGCUGAUAGAAGACGUGGUUCGUUCCGGAAAAAAAGUGGAUUUGGCCACUCCACCGAGGGCGGAUUUUAAGAGCAGAACAAACGAGCUUCUAACCAUGAACUGUACAUAUUUUAGAAGUAGAGUGUUUAAUUUAUCUGGAAAAUGAGAGCUUUGUGUAUUUUCCCGUGGGAACUCGGCGCUGUAGUGCUGACCAGCUCGCCUUCGACUGAAGAAACAAUGCAGGCCUAGCUAGCGGAGGCUAAUCGGAUCACUGGCCCAACACACCGCAGUGGGAUUUAAACCGUGGACGGAGCUGUGCUUUUGAAGCUGUUGCGAUAUAAAACGCCAUGAGUUCACAGCUGCAAGUCUUCUCUCCCCCCUCAAUCUCCUCCAGUGCCUUUUGCAGAGUUAAGAAGCUCAAGGUGGAGAGCAAUGUUUGGGACGUAUCCACCACUGAGGCAUACGGUUCCAUAGCAGGCCAGCCGGCAUACGCGUUUACCCCAGCCAUGGCUGUGCCUCCCUUUGCACCGUCGCUUGUCUUCCCUCCUACAGCUACUGGCUCCAGGGGUCAAGUGGUGGUGCGAGCAGCUGAUAGCACAGGUAGUCUUCCUCGUGGAUCCAGUCGACGUGUCCCUGAACAGACGACCUCCUCUUCUUACAAUCACGAGACGUCCUCAGAAGUUAGGAGCCAAAGGCACGGGCAAAAGAGAAAGAUUGAGGAAGCCACUGAGGGCAGCGGGAGCGGAUGUGGCAGUGUUCAAAUACUAGAGGAGCUCUCGGCUCCUGCGGCAACUUACUCCACCCGUGCAGGUGUCGGUGCUGGAGGAGGGGGCACGGGCCAGUCUAUACCUCACUCCGCUCCAACCACCAAGAGCAGCAGCUCAAAUGGCGAGGGGGAUUAUCAGCUCGUGCAGCACGAAAUCCUCUGCUCCUUGUCCUCCAGCUAUGAAGUGCUGGAGUUCCUUGGAAGGGGCACUUUUGGGCAAGUGGCCAAGUGUUGGAAAAGGGGUACCAAUGAGAUUGUGGCAAUAAAGAUCCUGAAAAACCAUCCUUCAUAUGCUCGUCAGGGACAAAUUGAGGUGGGCAUCCUGAAUCGACUGAGUGCAGAGAAUGCAGACGAGUACAAUUUUGUGCGCUCGUAUGAAUGCUUCCAACACAAGGGGCAUACCUGCUUGGUGUUUGAGAUGCUGGAGCAGAAUCUGUACGACUUUCUCAAGCACAGCAAGUUUAGCCCGCUCCCCCUGCGCCACAUCAGACCCAUCCUGCAGCAGGUUGCUACAGCGCUGAUGAAACUGAAGAGUCUGGGAUUGAUCCAUGCGGACCUGAAGCCUGAAAACAUCAUGCUGGUUGACCCUAUCAGGCAGCCAUACAGGGUGAAGGUGAUUGACUUUGGCUCAGCAAGUCAUGUGUCCAAAGCAGUGUGCUCAACCUACUUACAGUCUCGCUACUACAGGGCUCCAGAGAUCAUUUUGGGCCUGCCGUUCUGUGAGGCCAUUGACAUGUGGUCUUUGGGCUGUGUGAUUGCUGAGCUGUUUUUAGGCUGGCCUCUCUACCCUGGAGCUUCUGAGUAUGACCAGAUCCGAUAUAUUUCUCAGACUCAAGGCCUACCAGCUGAGUACCUCCUGAGCGCCGGCACAAAAACCAGUCGCUUCUUCAAUCGAGGCCCAGACUCCAGCUACCCGCUCUGGCGACUAAAGACCCCAGCAGAGCAUGAAAUGGAGAUGGGUAUCAAAUCAAAGGAGGCCAGGAAGUACAUCUUCAACUGUCUGGAUGAUAUGAUGCAGGUCAACCUGUCAUCUCAUUUGGAGGGGACAGACAUGCUGGCUGAGAAAGCUGACAGAAGAGAGUUCAUAGAUCUCUUAAAACGAAUGCUUCGUCUGGAUGCUGACAAAAGGAUCACUCCCACAAAAACCUUGGGUCACCCUUUUGUCACGAUGAGUCACCUAAUAAAUUAUCCGCACAGCUCGCAUGUCAAGUCAUGCUUCCAAAAUAUGGAGAUCUGCAAACGCAGGAGCACAUACGACAGCAGCAAGUCUCUGUACUCCACCAGUGCAGUUCCCAAUGCUGCCGCAGGAAACCUCACUGUUACCUUCAGUAGCCAGCUUAACCAGCAUAACCAGGUGCCUUCUGGCGGGGGUGCCGUGCCUUUGCUAAACUACCAGCCAGCUCUUUACCAACAGGCAACUAUCAACAUUCCUGGUUUGGCUCAACAAAGCGUCCCAAUCCCAGGCCGUCCCGCUGGGCUGUGUAGCCAGACAGAACCGUUUCAGCAGACCCUUAUUGUGUGUCCACCCUCUACUAUUCAAGGGCUACAGCCAUCCAGUAAGAGUUCAAGCUUCCCUGUGAGGAUGGAGAACUCUGUACCCAUAGUACCUCAGAACCAGUCUGCUCAGUCACUGCAGAUCCAACCAAGCAUGCUCACUCAGGGUUCCUGCACACCCCUGAUGGUUGCCACCUUACACCCACCCCCAGCAGGCAUAGCCCCUCAGUAUUCUCUGCCCCUCGGGCUGGGCCCCGGGGUGGGUCGACCCACCCUCCUGGAGCACACAGCCACUGUGCUGCAGGCAUGGCCAACUGGUACCCAACAAAUCCUCAUCCCCUCAUCGUGGCAGCAGGUCCCAGGCGUGGCCAUCCACGGCUCUGCCCACCAGUCAAACGUCACAGAGUCCCCCCUGGAAACGAUUCAUUCGGGCGCUGGCGUGCAGACAGGACAAAGCUGGCGAAACGUAACUCAAGCCAGGACGCAGCAAGAGAGAAAGAAAGGAAAAACCAGAUGUGGGGAGAACAGAAACAGGGGGGUAUCCACUGCAUCUAUACUUCGCAGCGCCAUGACCCCACCCACCUCCUCUGUCGCUUUGUCCCAGCCAAUCAUCAUCUCAGACACACCCAGCCCAGCGAUCAGCAUCAUCACCAUUCACAGUGACACAGACACUGAAGAUGAGCGCAAGUUCCAUCCUGCCAGUGUUGGACUGGGCCGUACCAAUGUCAUCAGCUGCGUAACCGUGCACGACUCUGACUCCUCUACAGCCAGCCCGCUGACUCCAUUGCCUCGCAAUCUCAACGCCACUGGCUGUCUGUCGUCACGGCAGGCCAAGUCUCUGGCAGUGGUGGCUCCUUCAGUUAAAAACCAGACCUCUGAGAGGUCGGCAGCUUCACAUGGCCGCGUAGAGAUUGGUACUUACAUGAAGCCAAAAAGAUCAUCCAACAGACAGCCCUGCAGUUCAGGAGAAAGUAUGGAUCGAGCUAGGCUGGUCCCAAGCCAGUCACACCCUUUAAACCUCAGCCAGGUUCAGCCGGUGGUUUCUUCCUCUCAGGAGCGUUCGUUAGUCUCCCACAGCAACUCAUCUCUACACCGCCAGCAGACGUUCCCUCCGACCGUUUCCGCCUCUCACUACAGCUUCCCAGAUGUGUCGGCCCUGGUGCCUGGCUCGGCGGCAGCCGCCGCCGCAGCAGCAGCCAGCCUGUACACCUACCCAGCUUCCACCGCCCUCUCCUCGGCUUCUCAGGCCAUGGAGCAGCUGCUCGGCCGGGGGCAUGGCAGCCACGGACACUCUCCCUCCGCCUAUGCAGCAACGUACGCCUCGACCUCCUCCUCUUCCAGGAGGGACUCGGCCAGUCGCAAAGAAUCGGUCAGCAGCCUGCUGCACGGCCUCCCCGCAGCCUACCAGCACCAAUUUGCGGCCGGUUCUCCCUACGUCAGCGUGACGCCCCGAGCUGAGGCUUACAGUGCCUACCAGCUGAGCCCCAGGCGCCUCACACAGUACCCCUACUUAUAGUGAAUCAAUGCAAUUAGAGAAAGGUAGACAUACUUCCUCACUCACUUACUAUCACAAAGGGACGUUCGAACUUUAGAAUUACUGUCUGUCACUUAAUUGUUUGCUGCUUUUAACCACAAGAAAGCAUUUUAACCCUAGCUAUCUAUAUGCUCUUUUGGACUAUUUUAGUGUAUUUGAAAUGACUUUGGUUAUUAUUUGUGAUGUAUUCUAAUAUUUUCCCCCGUGGCUCAUAUUUUAUCCCCAACCCAGUCUAUCUAAUUUACUGUUUACCUUGAGGUUCUGCGUGAAGAGAGAUCGUCCUCCUGUCACUUGCCCCAAAAAUACUCAAAAACGACUCCUUAGUUUUUCAUGAGCCUUACUGAAAAGUUUCCACACUAAUCCUUUAAAGCCCUGUAUUUAUUUAGCGAACCUGAAUACUGUACCCUUGCCAUCUUUGUUUACUCAUGUUGUUUGACUGUUUUUUUAAUUAUGUUAUUUGUGAAAGAGGAAGGUCCGUGAAGACGUCGGAGAAGCCGUGCGGCUAAAACUGUGAUGGAUAUGUUUAAUUUAAAUACACGUUGUGGUUGUUGUGUUUCUGUAGUGACGGUGUUUCAGAUGGAUUGAUCAUGCCUGUAUGCAAUAGAGAACUUUAAGACUGGGUGCUGAAUGUACUGAUCAAGUUCAGAGUGUGAUCUCCUUCCUGAGCGGAUCUUGUAAAAAGCUUUUAAAUUCUUGAAUUCUCCUUGUACAUGAAAAGUCAACUUUCAUGAGGCCUGGAAAGAAAAAUGUAUGUAUUCAUGUGAGCCCAGAUUUUUAGGAUCUACUAUUACUAAAAUGGAUUUAAGGCCAGUUAUUUUUCUGCCCGUAAGCUGUAACAAACUACACCUUGUUCUGCACAAAGACUAAUUUAUCCAGCUGUGUGGAGACUGUUGACAAGACACUCCCAGUUAUCUGGUGCAAAUCUUCCUAUUGUCUGUUUUCCUGCAAAACGGUGGAGCUGAUCUGUCGAUACAUGCAGGUUGGGAAACCAGCAGUCACUGUGUUCAGACAUGUAGCUGUGAGACGGCAUCUCCUGUCAGCAUCUUUGUUUUUAAAGGCGGGAAUCUCUGGAUGGUUUGUGUGCUUUUAGGUAAACCCUCCCACGUUUUUCUUUAAUUUUGUUUUUGCAUUGGUUCUGUGUCGUAAUGUCUUGAGUAUUUAACUGUAUUUCAUCCUAACAUAGAGUAGUUAAAGAGGAUGUUUGGUAGAGCUAAUUCAGGGAAAAAAGGGGUUCAAAUAAUCCACCUUCACUGUUUCCAAUAAAAUAACCACAAUCUCAAAA